Messenger RNA from Calidris pugnax (ruff), 4720 nucleotides. RefSeq names its product missing oocyte, meiosis regulator, homolog (Drosophila) (gene MIOS). The transcript has 11 exons. The record is from RefSeq and is a predicted model, not a curated record. Gene Ontology annotation, biological process: positive regulation of TORC1 signaling; cellular response to amino acid starvation. The coding region runs from base 205 to 2838 and encodes 877 amino acids. NCBI's taxonomy places the organism in Eukaryota, Metazoa, Chordata, Aves, Charadriiformes, Scolopacidae. Gene Ontology annotation, cellular component: cytoplasm. Gene Ontology annotation, molecular function: protein binding.
UCGCGCGCCGGAAGUGCCGGUGUUUUUGCUUCCCCGCAGACGGAACUCCCCGGGAGCUUCCCGUUCUCCUGCUGCCUUCUCCUUCUUCUUCUCCGUCUCCUCCUGGGGCGGUGUCGGUGGGCCCCGCGGGGCGGUUUCCAGAUGCAUGGAUGUCACCUGAGUGUCCUUACAAGAGCUUAAAUUGUAUGUAACUUUACCCUAAACAUGAGUGGCUCCAAACCUGACAUUCUGUGGGCCCCGCACCACGUUGACAGGUUUGUUGUGUGCGAUUCGGAGUUGAGCCUGUACCACAUCGACGCGGCUGUCAGCUCGGAGCUCAAGGCAGGCUCCUUGCGCUUAUCGGAGGAAACCACAGCCACCCUCCUGUCAAUAAAUUCGGAUACACCGUAUAUGAAAUGCGUGGCCUGGUAUCCAAAGUACGAUCCCGAAUGUCUCCUCGCCGUCGGCCAGGCCAACGGUCGAGUGGUACUGACCAGCCUGGGUCAAGACCACAACUCGAAAUGUAAAGAUUUGAUAGGCAAAGAGUUUGUUCCCAAACACGCGCGGCAGUGCAAUACCCUGGCCUGGAACCCACUGGAUAGCAACUGGCUCGCUGCUGGCUUGGACAAGCAUCGGGCUGACUUUUCGGUAUUGAUCUGGGAUAUCAGUAGCAAAUAUGCCCCAGAGACUGCAGUUGCUACAGAGAAGGUGAGACUUUCGGCAGGAGAUCCUGAGGUGGGACUGGUGGUAACGAAGCCGCUGUACGAGUUGGGACAGAACGAUGCUUGUCUCUCUCUCUGUUGGCUUCCACGGGAUCAGAAGCUGCUCUUGGCUGGAAUGCAUCGAAACCUGGCGAUCUUUGACCUGAGGAACACGAGCCAAAAGAUAUUUGUGAACACCAAGGCUGUCCAAGGAGUGACUGUCGAUCCCUAUUUCCACGAUCGUGUAGCUUCCUUCUAUGAAGGUCAGGUUGCCAUAUGGGAUCUGAGAAAGUUUGAGAAGCCGGUUUUGACCUUGACGGAGCAACCGAAACCCUUAACAAAAGUGGCGUGGUGUCCCACGCGCACUGGGCUGCUGGCCACUUUGACCAGGGACAGCAACAUCAUCAGGCUGUACGACAUGCAGCACACCCCCACCCCCAUCGGGGACGAGACCGAGCCCACCAUCAUCGAACGCAGCGUCCAACCCUGCGACAACUACAUCGCGUCGUUCGCCUGGCAUCCCACCAGUCAGAAUCGGAUGGUGGUGGUGACCCCCAACAGGACUAUGUCCGACUUCACGGUUUUUGAAAGAAUUUCUCUGGCCUGGAGUCCGGUGACGUCCUUAAUGUGGGCUUGUGGGCGACACUUGUACGAGUGCACGGAGGAAGGAAAAGCCAGUUCCUUGGAAAAAGACAUAGCGACCAAAAUGCGGCUCAGAGCUUUGUCAAGGUAUGGGCUGGAUACUGAGCAGGUUUGGAGAAAUCACCUCUUAGCUGGAAACGAAGAUCCUCAGCUGAAAUCCCUUUGGUACACUCUGCAUUUUAUGAAGCAGUAUACUGAAGAUAUGGAUCAAAAACUUACAGGAAACAAAGGUCCCUUAGUUUAUGCUGGCAUUAAAUCAAUUGUGAAGUCAUCUUUGGGAACAACAGAGAACCUCAGGCACAGCAGGAGCGGGUCGGAUAGACAGGCAGAUAUUAUUCAGUACCUGAGUGAGGAGAGAUCCUUGGCUUUGCAGCUCUGUGGGUGGAUAAAGAAGGGAACUGACUUAGACGUGGAACCUUUUUUAAAUUCGUUGGAGCAGGAGGGAGACUGGGAGCGAGCUGCUGCCGUGGCGCUUUUCAACUUGGACAUACGGCGAGCGAUACAGAUUCUAAAUAAAGGGGCUUCCUCAGGAAAAGGUGAUUUGAACCUCAAUGUAGUAGCGAUGGCUCUAUCGGGCUACACGGACGAGAAGAACUCCCUCUGGAGAGAAAUGUGCAGUACUCUGAGGCUGCAGCUGAACAACCCCUACUUGUGUGCUAUGUUUGCUUUCCUGACAAGUGAGUCUGGGUCAUACGAUGGUGUUUUGUAUGAAAACAACGUGGCUGUACGAGACAGGGUGGCGUUUGCUUGCAAGUUCCUCAACGAUGCUCAGCUGAACAGGUUUAUUGAGAAGCUGACGAACGAAAUGAAGGAUGCUGGGAAUUUGGAGGGAAUACUGUUAACGGGGCUGACCAAGGAUGGAGUUGACUUGAUGGAGAGUUAUGUGGACAGAACCGGGGACGUGCAGACAGCAAGUUAUUGCAUGCUGCAGGGUUCUCCAUCAGACGUACUUAAGGAUGAGAGGGUUCAGUACUGGAUCGAGAACUACAGGAAUCUUUUAGAUGCUUGGAGAUUUUGGCAUAAACGGGCAGAAUUUGAUAUCCACAGGAGUAAGCUGGAUCCCAGCUCAAAACCUUUAGCUCAGGUGUUUGUGAGUUGCAAUUUCUGUGGAAAAUCGAUAUCCUACAGCUGCUCAGCCAUUCCUCACCAGGGGAGAGGCUUCAGCCAGUAUGGCGUUAGCGGGUCACCCACUAAGUCAAAAGUGACAAGCUGUCCUGGCUGCCGCAAACCCCUUCCCCGCUGCGCACUCUGCCUCAUCAACAUGGGAACCCCCGUUUCCAGCUGCCCAGGAGGAUCCAAGUCGGAUGAAAAGGUGGAUCUCAGCAAAGACAAGAAGCUGGCCCAGUUCAACAACUGGUUUACUUGGUGUCACAACUGCAGGCACGGGGGACACGCCGGGCACAUGCUGAGCUGGUUCAGAGACCACACUGAGUGCCCGGUGUCUGCCUGCUCGUGUAAGUGCAUGCAGCUGGAUACCACAGGGAACCUCAUCCCAGCAGAGACUGUCCAGGCCUAAAUCUCGUUUGAAAACGUGGGGCUCUCUAAGGGUGUCCAGCAGAGCCCAAGCAGAUAUUUUAGACAAAGGUCAUUUGUGACUUAGUGACUGUGAAAAAAAAUAAAUUGCUAUCAGAUUAGCAAAACGAUGGGUGUACGGCUGUGCUUGGUAGAAACAGGGAUUCCUGACAGGAGCCUCCAGGCUGUAGUUUGUGGUCCUUGUUCUGAGGACUGAGGCAGUUCUGUUCAAAAGCCCUCCGCAAACUGUGGACGCUUUGGAUUUGCUAAAAUCCAAAGGACUUUAAUUAAAAGUUUUCAGGGUAACGCUGAUCAGCCCUUUCAUUUGUUUUCCAAAGAAUGCUGUGAAAGUGGGCCUUCAGAGCACACACCUGUAAGUGUUCUUCAGAAGCCCACGCAGUGAUGCUGUGGGUUCCUCUGUUUGUGGUUUGAUCACGCUUUCUUGUACGCAAACCGUCGUUUCCUUCCAAGUGCCACUGUUAAUUGUCUUCUACAGAUUUUUUUAUUUUAAAGAAAAAUCCAUUUCUUCCCAUCCCCAGGUUUUGUUAAUAGUAAAGCAGUACCUUUGCAAUUCAAGGUCUUAUUUAUCUGUGCACCUGGCUGAUGUGAAUUUUCAUGCUAAAGGAUUUGGGGGGGGUUUGUCUCAUCAUGAUGCCUACACCCUAGAGAAGAUUUCCCUGCAAACCCUUGUGUUUUGAGUGCAGGGAAACUAUAGGAGGGUUCAUUUGAUUGAUUAAUUUUUCACGUAGUGCUGUGAAGACCUGAAAUCUCAAGGACCGGGGGCUUGUAAAUAUUUAAAGUUUUCAACUACGCGCUGAGUUUUGACUACAAAAAUAUUUGAAGACUUUUGGAUAAUCAGCAUCUCCCUGUACUUGUGAAAUCAACCUCCAUAAAUCCUCGUGGACACCACACUGCUCCCAAAAGGCUGCUCAAGGUUAGGUCAUUGACCAGAAGUACUUCUAGAAACGUUACCAGUUGGAAUUAAGAUUAUUUCUUGAUUUGAGAGAGAGUCAAUGAUGUUUUGCUCAUACUGUGCCAGGAGCUGGUGGGUGGUGGUGUCCUUGAUGUUUGUAGGCAACAAAAUUCACACAAGUUAGGGGGAAAACCCCACCUGUUUUAAGGUCUGUGAUAAGAACAUCAGUUUACUUGGUGUGUGUUUAUUUACUGGUAGAAACAGGAUGAGUUCCUUACCGCUUGCGUGCUAUGAAAUGCUCAAUGGAAUGCUAGCAAUAAACUGGUGCUGGAGUGCCAGGACUGUGAAAAUUGGUGUUUUAAAAGAGAAUACAUUGUAAUGCUCCACGGCUCUAAUUCCUGGGUGUAGUUCCAACAAGAUAGAAUGUGGGAGCAUUUUCUGUAGAUGUACAUGAAUUGCAUUCAGUUCUGGUUAUAUUUUCUGACUUAAUGUUAUAAUACAUCUCCUACAUUUAUUCUCAUCUAAAAUUCUUGCCUAAUUUAGAAAGAACUUUAAGUGAAAAAUCUAAGAGGUACUUGAUGUUUGUAGGCAUGGGAGAGCAGUUACUUUUAGGUUUUUUUCUUGUUAAGAAUAUUUAUUUCUUUUUCUGGUAUUUUUGCACACUUUAUGUUGCUGUUGAAGAGCUCUUCAAAACUUAUAAACUGGGGUUUAAUGUAUGAUACUCUAUUUAUAUAAAUACAGGCAAUAAAACUUUUGCUUUAUGGAAAUGAGGAUUUGUAAGUGUCAAGGAUGUGUUUUUAUUCCUCUGUAACAAUGUUUAGCAAACUUUCCCGUUCAGGUGAAUGCAACUACUAACUUUCACUGUCUCAUUCUCUUACGGAAUUGCAUUUAUAAUGUUUUUGACUCGACUAUACCUGUUUUGUGUCAAAUUCUAUCAUGUCAUUAAAUUAGAUGCUUACUUUGAUACUCUGCA